Nylanderia fulva is the source of this 1511-nucleotide messenger RNA. RefSeq names its product serine protease inhibitor 88Ea-like. Gene Ontology annotation, molecular function: serine-type endopeptidase inhibitor activity. The record is from RefSeq and is a predicted model, not a curated record. Lineage: Eukaryota; Metazoa; Arthropoda; Insecta; Hymenoptera; Formicidae.
UUAUCGUGAUCGAGACAAUAACGAACAGAACUUGUGUAACUUUAAUACGGGCAAGUUUGUGUACACGAUCGAUUUGAUAUUUCGAGGCGUAAGGAUGGCAGAACAAAUCUCAGAUAAAAUUGAAGAGACGACUUCAGAUGAACAAAUUGAUAAGAUGGCUUCAGAUGAACAAAUUGAUGAGACGACUUUAGAUGAACAAAUUGAUAAGACGGUUUCAGAUGAACAAAUUGAUGAGACGACUUCAGAUGAACAAAUUAAGAAAAUAUUGACAAAGGCGCGUUUCCUGUUUGCGAUUCAAUCUCUGCAUGCAAUGAUGAUUCUAAAAAUGAAAAAUGUCGCCUUUAGUCCGUAUAGCAUAUAUGAAGGACUUUUACUGGUUUACUUGGCAUCGAGUAAUGACACCGAAAAACAAUUGAGAUGUAAACUCCAUUUGCCUGACAAUGAUAAUGUUCAAAAUAUGAUUACAAACUGGAUAUUACAUACAACGGAGAGAAGAAAUACGGAAGAAGAAUUGCCUAAUUAUAAUAAAAUAAACAGUUGUUGGAUUGCAAAUAAUAAAGUUGUAAAUAAUAUAGCGCAAAAUUUAUUCAAAACAAUUUAAAAGUAGUAAAUUUUUGCAAUGUUUGUGACAAUGUAGAAACUCAAAUUAAUGAAUUCCUGAGAAGAAAGACAGAGGAUUAUAUCCAUCCGCCUGUGCAAAUCAACAAUAUCAACAAAGAAAUGGAAAUUAUUCUGUCGACCGUACUUUGCUCAAAAGGCGACAUAGCAAAACAGAAUGUUUCUACCGAAGCCGGCGAGAUGCAUUCACUGAAGAAACCUAGAAGCUUCAUAUCUAGCAAACUAAGGAUGAUUGUGACAGAGUUACCAUUCGCGGACAGGAACUUGUCGCUUUUCGUGUUAUAUCCGGCUUGGCAGUUUAUGAUGGAAUGGUUAGCGCACGAUGAUAUGUGGACUUUAGUUACACAAUUGUGUACCGAAGAAGGAAUCGACGAGCUUCUCAGUGUGUUAAAUUCCGAAGAGUCAUCCGAACAAUUUAGAAAAAGAGAACAGGUGCUUUAUCCAGAUUUCUUUGAAUGGAAUCACAUAUUCAAGAUAGAUAAAUUAUUGAAGAAAUUAGGCAUUAAAAAUUUAUUGAAACCCAAAAAGGCGACUCUGUCUAAAUUCACUAAAAAAAAAUUGCACCUCGGUAAUGCCGUACAUCGCUCGUAUAUUAAAGUGACACGAGACAACGUCGUUGCCGGAACAGUUAAUAUGUUCUUUACAAAAAAAGAAGCGUCUAUUAAUUUAUCCAAAAAAAUUAAUUAUUCUGCAUGUACAAAAAAGUUUCUGUGGUUACUCUAUUGCAAGGAGAGCCAGACAAUCCUUUUCAGUGGCUAUGUCAAUAAAUAUAAAUCGGCGCUUUCUCAUGCAAAGCACAAAACUUUAAUUGACACACUUUUAGUUCAACAAUGUAAUUUAAUGUGAAACUAUAAUGGCACAACAGAAAUCCACAAUAUAAUAUAAUUAAUAAA